AUGGACACCUACUGCGCUGAGGUCUGCAAACUCGAGGCACACUUCAAAAGUCUUGAAUUCCAUCACAUCCACAGGGAACACAACGUCGCCGCCGAUGUCCUGUCCAAGCUCAACUCGAAGCGCGCCCAGGUCCCAGCCAGCAUGUUCAUCCAGGACUUAAGGAAACCCUCCAUCAAGAUCCUGGACCCAAACCAAGCUGACAGCAAUGCCCAACCUCAGGCCGACUUAGCGUCUACUGAUGUCCUCAUAAUCCAGGUGGAGGAAGACUGGCAAGCACCCUUUAUUGCAUUCAUCACUGACAACAUGUCCCCUGAGGAUAAAGCCGAGCACAAAAAACUAGCAAGACGUAGCACCAACUACAUUGUAAUUAGUAAGGAAUUGUAUAGGAAGGCCACAUCUACCGGCAUCCUGAUGAAGUGCAUCCUCCGCAACGAAGGCAUCAAACUCCUCCAUGAAAUCCACUCGGGUUCGUGCGGGAACCAUGCCACCUUGGGCAGCUAG
Molecule: messenger RNA, 501 nt
Organism: Setaria italica (foxtail millet)
Lineage: Eukaryota; Viridiplantae; Streptophyta; Magnoliopsida; Poales; Poaceae
Exons: 1
Coding region: 1-501 (166 amino acids)
Source: RefSeq, a predicted model, not a curated record